UUGUUCGAUCAACUCUUGAAAAGCAGCAAAAAAACGAAUUGACACCGUUCCCUAACAUAGAUGAGCCAUUCAAUUGUUACUCAACCAUAUGCAGAUGGAACGUCGUCGUGCGCGAGAUUCGCGAUUGAUUUUUGCAAAACGGGUUUCUCCACAAUCAGAUCAACUGGUCGGAUGACGAAAAAAAUCUUUUGAAUGAACUUUAUGUAAACAAAGAUCACCCUUCCCUUUUGCAGGUUGCGUUGUGGGAGGAUGUGCCGGGUUUGGGGUCACGGCGGGUGCCCAUCGGCUGUGGACUCACAAAGCGUACAAAGCCAAACUACCGCUGCGGAUAAUCCUGAUGUGUUGCUACUGCAUGGCUGGCCAUAACAGUUUGUUCGAUUGGGUCCGAGAUCACCGGAUACAUCACAAGUACUCGGAGACGGAUGCUGACCCGCACAAUUCGAACCGGGGUUUCUUCUUCGCCCACGUGGGUUGGCUGCUGCUGAGAAAACACCCGGAGUGCAUCAAAAAGGGACGGCUGAUCGAUAUGAGCGACGUCAUGGCUGAUCCCGUGGUCCAGUUCCAUCAGAAGUAUUUCGUCCUGCUGAAGACGCUGUUCACCUAUCUGCUGCCAUCGCUGAUCCCGUGGUACUUCUUUGGCGAGGACUUUGUCCUAUCUUUCCUGGCCAAUUGUUUGUUGCGCUAUUGCUUGACGUUGAACUUCACGUGGCUGGUCAACAGCGCCGCUCAUAUGUACGGGACUAGACCAUAUGAUAAGCGAAUGAUGCCGGUGGAAACGAAGCUGGUGUCGAUUCUCGCUAUGGGCGAGGGUUGGCACAACUACCAUCACGUCUUCCCCUGGGACUACAAGGCAGCCGAACUGGGCAACUAUUCCACCAAUGUGACUACCUUCUGGUUGGAUCUAUUUGCCAAAAUUGGUUGGGCGUACGAUUUGAAGGAACCUUCAAAGGAACUGGUCCGGAGGACGAUCGAGAAAUACGGUGACGGAACUCACAUCACCACACCCAUCGCGCAUUUGAAGGAAGUUUCAGAUUCGGAAGAGCCAAAGCGCGACUAAAAGUCGUUGGAAUUUCAUUUUAACAUUAGCAAAGUUUUUAAGUGUUGAAGUAUAGUAUUGAAACCAAUUGUAGAAUUAAGUCUCAUCGAAUCAGGUUGUUAAAGUACAAUUGAAAAACAAACUGUUGAAGAUAUUCAUCAACUAAAUAGAGCCAGAUACACGGUCAUGGCUGAACUGUAAAGCGCCAGUUGACUGAUUUGCAAAUACUUCGAAAAACCUGCUCGACUACCUCUACUCAGUGUCACGUUUUACUCAAACAAUCAAAACAUUAUUUGACUUUUCCGAAAUAAAAAUAAAACAAAACACCACCAAAAUUCAGCCGGUGCUAGUGCCGAAGAUUUUUUUUUCAAAGUGUGGAACUGUAGAAGCAGAACAGCGAAACUCUCGAGGUCACAGCGUAUACCAUUCAUCUCCGGCGAAGCAUUACACAACUAUGUGUAACCCUCACUAAAAAUAUGAAAAAAAACCAAAAAAAGCUCAGUGUAAACGGGUGGAAACGAAAAGAAAAGAUAAAAACAGACGAGAUAAAACGAUUCAAAAGCUCCGGUUUGUCUCGCACUAACUAAAGCAAACAAAAAUCGGUCUUGGGGCUCAAAGACCCAACGGUCGAGGAGGAGGGCUAACGGCGAUUUUUUGGCCGCGUGUGGACAACCCGGUGACCUUGACUCGUGCAGGCCGAAAAGGAAAAGUGCACUGCCUAAGUGCUCCGAAAGAAUGACAUACAAAAUUCGGUUUUAAUUUUAUCAUAUCAAUUAGAACUACUUCUGAGAACAUACCUUUGACCACGCUUCAUUGGCACCUCG
This is a messenger RNA of Uranotaenia lowii, 1860 nucleotides long. Its product is annotated as acyl-CoA Delta-9 desaturase-like. The transcript has 3 exons. Lineage: Eukaryota; Metazoa; Arthropoda; Insecta; Diptera; Culicidae. Gene Ontology annotation, biological process: unsaturated fatty acid biosynthetic process. Gene Ontology annotation, molecular function: iron ion binding; stearoyl-CoA 9-desaturase activity. The coding region runs from base 338 to 1057 and encodes 239 amino acids. The record is from RefSeq and is a predicted model, not a curated record. Gene Ontology annotation, cellular component: endoplasmic reticulum membrane.